Messenger RNA from Wasmannia auropunctata (little fire ant), 4350 nucleotides. RefSeq names its product E3 ubiquitin-protein ligase Su(dx) (gene Su(dx)). Lineage: Eukaryota; Metazoa; Arthropoda; Insecta; Hymenoptera; Formicidae. Gene Ontology annotation, molecular function: protein binding; ubiquitin-protein transferase activity. The record is from RefSeq and is a predicted model, not a curated record.
AACUAUUCCGGAGAGAACAUUGAACACUCCAUCCUUAUCGGUGCGGGGUAAAAACCUUUGAAACAUGAACAAAAUACGACUUCUCGCAUGAUUUCAAUAUACAUAAGUGCAUUAUACAGAGUGUUGCAUUUAGUGAAAAUAUAGUUUGCACGUAAUUUCAUAUGAGAAUCCAUCGAAUCGUUCAGCAGCAAUUUUCAAUUAUGAAGGCCACUCGCAGUCGUUGUCACGCUCUCGCAUGAUACAUAAAGAGACUACGUUUGACGUAUAGAAAGAUGGUGACCGACCGAUAGCGAAGUUUGAUAACGCAAAUUCCCGAAUAUUUCCACUUGUCCUCGCCGCGAUAAGAUCGUUGGUCGUGCGAGGAAUGGACGACAGAUCGCUGGGGAUGUCGUGAGCGGUUGGAGGCUGUUAAUUUCGAAUCCGCUUGUGCACAUCACAGAUAUUGCAAAGGAGCAAUUCAGUGAAAGAAUUAUGAAUUCUUUAAAGUAGUCACCGUGAAUUGCAAUAAAUUUUUUACAAUGUCUCAUUGCGAGGAGGAUGCGGCGUCUCCUGGUUUCCACCAAUUGAGCAUUACAAUUGAAGCAGCAAUAUUGAGAAGUUCAACCUUUUUAAAGCCUAAUCCGUAUAUCGAAUUCUCAGUCGAUGAUAAGAGCCCUCGUAAAACAGAAGUAUCAAAGUCUACGUAUCAACCGAAAUGGAACGAGGAAUUUACUAUACUUGUUACACCAUAUUCACAAUUGCACUUUCGAUUACUUGACCAUAGUACAUUUCGCAAAGAUACGUUAAUAGGAGAAAAACGGAUAAACCUAUUCCAAGUGUUAUCACAUUAUAAUGGGAAACUAGAAAAUUUAGAAUUAACAUUUGACUUAAUGAAUGAGAGCAAGCACGAUUCUCAAUUGUGCAAGGUUGGCGAAUUAAUCACGGUAUUUGAUGGACUUAGAAUCGAUACCGCUAAUGAAAUGCCAAUAAAUGAACCAUCUUGCCAAAUACAAUCUGAUGGUGCCACAAAUGAUACAAUCAAUAACCGAAGUAUUCUCAACGGCGGAGUCCGUGCACGUAUGAGAUUACACAGUUCGGAAAAUCUUGCACCGUCUAUAUAUCGUGGCUUAACAAAUAUCCACUUUAGUCCCAAUUAUAAUGGUGGAAACAGUCAAGCAAACAGCAACAAAAACGUUGGGCUCUCUACUACGAUCUCGAGUGCGGAUGGUACGUCGGGUAGCAACGUUGGUAAUAGCGCCAGCAGUAGCAGCCUCUCCACAAGCAUUCUGGUGAACGGUCACGCAAUUCCCAUGACAGAUAAAUCUAUGAUGUCACCGGGGAAUCGGCACGCCACAGACGUGCGAAACUUUGCGAGUAAAUCGACCGUUAAAGAGCUAUCAUCGGCGUCAACUAAUUCAUCAGAGGGUCGUGGGUACACAUGGAGCAAUCACAGCAACGCGGAUCAAUCCGCAAUGAUUAAAUCGGAUUCACGUGGCCCGUCACGAUCAGAGCAAUCUCCCUUGAUGAUACCCGGGCAACAAAUUUGUGCAGAUGUCCGCGGAGUUCCACGGCAAGAUCAAUCUAUGCUUCCUAAUAUGGACGGUUCCAGUGCUUCUCAGACAGACGCGAAUGCAUCGUCGCAUGUGGAUAUGUGCGGCAAUGCGAAUGUCCUGCGGAUAGAGCAAUCGAUUGCCGCAGCGCCUCUAGACGGUCGUGUAAUGGCACGUUUAGAGCUACUGGUGAAUAAUAUACCUUUGGAUUCGGACGAUUUAUUGUGUCCGAGACAGCCAGAUCAGUCGGCAAACAUUCGACGAACAAACACGACCAACGAGGAUCAGCGCGUGAUGAGACAACAACCAGAACAAUCGACGAAUAUUCGCGCGGUCGAGGAUCUACGGGGAAUGAGGCAACUGCCUGAGCAGUCCACAAACGUUCGCGUUGGUGAGGAUCUGCGAGCGAUAAGACAACAGUCAGAACAAUCCACGAGUGUUCGCCAGCAAGAGGAGAUACGAACUCCGCGUGCGGAGCAAUCGAUAAGUACAGCGCCACUUCUAGAUCUAUGCGGAGUUUCACGCGGUCAGCAGAAUGCGAAUCCUCCACUGACGGAUAAUCGGGCUGUAGUGUUUCGAACGGAACAAUCAGCGGUGAUUCCUCUCUCCGAUGGACGAACGAUUCCUAUUGUGGAACAUAUGUCGCCUGUCACGCUACCAGAUUCCCGUUCCAGUGUACCGCGUAUUCCGCAGAGCGCAUCUUCAUUGUCAAGUCAAUCUAUUGCUGCAUCCGUGCCUGGGCAGUCUGUGACGCAACCAGGAUCCUCCGUAGUGCUCAGCGAAGAUAUCAAUCAUUCCGAAGAACCAUUGCCGCCUGGUUGGGAAAUGAGAUACGAUUUAUACGGAAGAAGGUAUUAUGUUGAUCACAAUACUCGAAGCACGUCUUGGGAGAGACCACAGCCUUUGCCUCCUGGAUGGGAAGUUCGGCGAGAUCCGAGAGGUAGAAUUUAUUAUGUUGAUCAUAAUACAAGAAGCACCACGUGGCAAAGGCCAAAUACAGAAAGAUUACAACAUUUCCAACAUUGGCAAGGUGAAAGGCAAUACGUUGUCCAACAAGGCAAUCAAAGAUUUCUUUAUCCUCAGGCUCACAGUAAUCAAGCUUCUGCUGGUCCAUCGACAUCCAUGGUUGAUGAUGACGACGCUUUGGGACCAUUACCGGCAGGUUGGGAAAAACGGAAACAACCAGAAGGGAGAGUUUAUUAUGUAAAUCAUAAGAACCGUACUACGCAAUGGGAAGAUCCUCGAACACAGGGUCAAGAGACUGGAAUGGAUGAGCCACCGUUGCCGGAUGGUUGGGAAAUACGAUUAACGGAAGAUGGGGUGCGGUAUUUUGUAGAUCAUAAUACUCGAACAACGACAUUUCAGGAUCCAAGACCUGGUGCACCCAAAGGUCCGAAAGGUGUAUAUCGUGUUCCGAGAGCAUACGAAAGGUCAUUCCGAUGGAAACUGUCUCAAUUCCGAUUUUUGUGUCAGACUAAUGCAUUGCCUAAUCACAUUAAAAUUAGCGUUAGUCGGCAGACACUGUUCGAAGAUUCUUACCAUCAAAUAAUGAACGCGGAAGCCUUUGCACUAAGACGGCGAUUAUAUAUAAUAUUUAAAGGAGAAGAGGGUCUGGAUUAUGGAGGUGUAUCUAGGGAAUGGUUUUUCUUAUUAAGCCACGAAGUUUUAAAUCCGAUGUAUUGCCUAUUUGAGUAUGCCAAUAAAAGCAAUUACAGCUUACAAAUAAAUCCGGCAUCAUACGUCAAUCCAGACCAUUUGCAGUACUUCAAGUUUAUAGGAAGAUUUAUUGCAAUGGCCCUUUAUCACGGCCGAUUUAUAUAUAGUGGAUUCACAAUGCCGUUUUAUAAGCGCAUGUUAAAUAAAAAAUUAGUAAUGAAGGAUAUAGAAUCCAUCGAUCCAGAAUUCUACAAAUCCCUCGUGUGGAUAAAAGAAAAUAACAUCGACGAAUGUGGCCUAGAAUUAUAUUAUAGCGUGGAUUUCGAGAUUCUUGGUCAAGUGAUACAUCACGAGUUAAAGGAAGGUGGUGAUAAAGUUAGAGUAGGCGAAGACAAUAAGGAAGAUUAUAUUAGGUUGAUGACUGAAUGGAGAAUGACAAGGGGUAUCGAGGAGCAAACUAAAGCAUUUUUAGAAGGCUUUAAUUCGGUCGUGCCACUUGAAUGGCUCAAAUAUUUCGAUGAACGUGAACUGGAGCUCAUGCUUUGCGGCAUGCAAGAAAUAGACGUUGAAGACUGGCAACGCAAUACUAUUUAUAGACAUUACACUCGUAACAGCAAACAGAUCUUAUGGUUUUGGCAGUUUGUAACGAGAACGGAUAGUGAAAAAAGAGCUAGAUUAUUGCAGUUUGUAACUGGUACUUGCCGUGUGCCUGUUGGUGGAUUUGCUGAACUAAUGGGAAGCAAUGGGCCACAAAGAUUUUGUAUAGAGAAAUUCGGCAAAGAUACCUGGCUACCAAGGUCACAUACCUGUUUUAAUAGACUAGAUUUGCCACCUUACAAAAGUUACGACCAAUUAGUAGAAAAACUGAAUUACGCAAUUGAAGAAACGGAAGGUUUUGGCCAAGAAUAAUCAUGAACAUAUUAACUAAUGAUUAAUGUGGUAGGUACACAGCAUUUGUGUAUGACUAAUGGAUGAUAAAAACAAAAUUUAACAUAGUGUCGCAAACUGAUGAUAAACGAUUCUAUGCUAUAUUCGAAAUCUGUUUGGGGCAGCUAUAAUUAACAUUGUAAAAGUUGCAAAUAAUUGAAGAUGUGUAUAGAUAUAUUGUUCCAAAAAAUUUGUAUGAAAUAUCGUAAAUUAUAUGCAAAUAAUGUAAUAAUCUAUA